AUGUUCUCCAAGUAUGCAGAGCUUGAUUUCCCAUUGAAGAAGAACAAAAUCGACCAUUAUUUUCGGUUAAUCGGUAGCUGCAACGGCCUCAUAUGCCACUCAAACGAUCAGUUCGGUUACCAUCUCUUCCUCUGGAACCCUUCCAUUCGAAAGAUGAUGAUUCUUCCACCAGUUUGUGUCACCUUUCAAUCACACGCUUCUCACAUAUGCAGCGUUGGCUUUGGAUUUGGAUUUGAUUCCAUCACCGGUGAUUACAAGGUCGUCCGGAUGGUGCAUUUUGAUCAAUUCAACAAGCCACCGGAGAUUCACAUUUUCAAUCUCGGCACAGGCACUUGGCGCAACAUCAGUCAUGUGGCGCUUCCGCAUAUCAUCAUCAAUGAGCGGGCUCCCCAGGCUUUUGUAAAAGGGGCUGCGCAUUGGAUUGCUUCGGAAUCGCGAAGCUAUGGACGCGGCGGCUUCUUGAUCGUGUCCUUCCACAUGGGUGAUGAGAAAUUUGGUCAAAUUAUGUUGCUUCCCCAUGCCAAUCACUUGAAUCACUUUCUGAUGCAGAGUGCUCUGUAUUUUCGUGUUGCUAAGUUACAGGAAUCACUCGCCCUCAUCCACAUUACUGGUUCUCGAGACAAUACUUGUUGCAUAUGGGGGAUGGAAGAGUACGGCGUAGCGGAGUCUUGGACUAAACUAUUCAGUAUUGAUAUGACUGGAUUCAAUAGUGUAGUUGGCUUCACAAGGGAAGGUCAAAUUCUAGUGGCAACGAGGGAUGGGUACCUGGUGGCAUAUGAACUAAGAACGGGAUUAAUCUAG
Cornus florida is the source of this 801-nucleotide messenger RNA. RefSeq names its product F-box protein CPR1-like. NCBI's taxonomy places the organism in Eukaryota, Viridiplantae, Streptophyta, Magnoliopsida, Cornales, Cornaceae. The transcript has a single exon. Bases 1 to 801 code for a protein of 266 amino acids. The record is from RefSeq and is a predicted model, not a curated record. Gene Ontology annotation, molecular function: protein binding.